Molecule: messenger RNA, 1235 nt
Organism: Haliotis rubra (blacklip abalone)
Lineage: Eukaryota; Metazoa; Mollusca; Gastropoda; Lepetellida; Haliotidae
Product: sulfotransferase 1A1-like
Exons: 6
Coding region: 165-1022 (285 amino acids)
Biological process (GO): sulfation
Cellular component (GO): cytoplasm
Molecular function (GO): sulfotransferase activity
Source: RefSeq, a predicted model, not a curated record
AAAGUGAUCCGGGCGACUCAAGUCGACUGGAGCAUAUGGCACGUGUUCACAGCAAUGGAAAAGACUUGGGGUGCAAAGAGAUAAGAUAAUUUCAUUUCCGAAGUCAUUCACAAAUACGUUCAAAUGCUCUGAUCACUGGGUUUGGGAAGACAACUACCGUCGUCAUGGAGUUGAUUCAAGUAGCCGAUGAUGGUGGAGAUGAGAUGACGCUGGUAAGCUACAACGGCCGCAAAUACCCAAAGUUUCCCGGAUGUGUGGAUACCCAAACAUUGGAGAGAUUACCUUCUGUAGAAAUCCGUCCUGACGAUAUUCUCGUGUGUGCUUUCCCUAAGUCAGGGACUAACUGGGUCUGGGAAAUGGCUCGCCUGCUGGUGGCGGGAAAACUCGACCAUGAUGAAAUCGGCAAAGGGACUGCCAUGUUGGAAGCUCACCUUGAAGAAACCUUCAAAGAUCUCCCUUCCCCCAGAGUUCUUAACACUCAUUUGUUGUUUGACGAGCUUCCUGAGCAGGUAAAAGUGAAGAAACCCAGGAUACUGUACCUGACUCGGAACCCCAAGGACGUGACUGUUUCAUAUUACAACUUUGUGAAGAAGAUGCCAAAGUACUACAAUUACACAGGAGAGUGGAAUAAUUUCGUCCGACCAUCUCUGGAGGGGAAGUUUGAUUACGGCUCCUGGUUCGACUAUGUGAAGGACUGGGAGGAGGUGAAGAAGACAACUGACGUCCCCAUACUGACACUUAGCUAUGAGGACAUGAAAGAGGAUGCAUACACUGAGUUGAAGAAAGCGCGAGAGUUCCUAGGAAUUGAGAGAAGUGAUGAUUUUGUGAAGGAAGUGUGUGAUCACUGCAGCUUUGCCUCAAUGAAGACAAUCAAGACAAAGUCUUCCGAGAUUGUGUAUAGAAAGGGUGGUACCGGUGACUGGAAGAAUUGGUUCACUGUCGCUCAAAAUGAAUGGUUUGACCAAACCUACAAGAAGACGACGCAAGAUUGCCCUUUGAAGUUUAGGUAUACAUUGAAAUAACAUUACUCGGUAGGGGAGGCAAUUAUUUUAGAGUAGUUCAUAGAAAAGCAGUGGGCAGCAGGCAGAAUGAAUGGACGAUCAACGUGUUUUGUAGAGAAUAGUCGCAGUGGCCAUAGUGCCAAGCACUUUUGGUAAUGAACCAAUCAUCAAUUGUGAGAGUUCAACCGAUUCCCAACACUAGUGGAUACAGUGAGUGUUGUGUGUUGGUGAGGG